This is a messenger RNA of Babesia bovis T2Bo, 1314 nucleotides long. RefSeq lists its product as uncharacterized. The transcript is spliced from 3 exons. Bases 747 to 1196 code for a protein of 149 amino acids. The record is from RefSeq and is a predicted model, not a curated record. NCBI's taxonomy places the organism in Eukaryota, Apicomplexa, Aconoidasida, Piroplasmida, Babesiidae.
UAAGUCUUCAAAUAUAGAUGGUCAAAGGAACUUAAAAACGACUAAUGAACAACUCGCUGCAAAGUGAUGUUGAGUUCGUGAAUAACAUAUUUGAUGGAUUAUUGUUAACGGUUGUACCGAGAUUAAUAUGAUUAAAAGCAGUAUUUGCAAAAUGGAUGUCGUAACGAUAAAGGGGGUUCAUUGGAAUCCAUACGGAAUAUCGCACAAAACAAGUAUAUAAGAACCAACAACUAUCAAAUAUCUGUAAUCAACAGUUGGUGAAGGCACAUUUUACAAUUAUUUGAUUAUGUUAAUAAUGGAGUGCUCUUAGUGAACAUCAGAGUCGGCGACAAACAAUACAGCCAGAUACUUAAUACCCAUAAAACCGUAACAAAAUGGGUCACAUACUGUAUGUGCAGAACUAUCAGGAUCAUCGGUUUUCUAUACUGUUGUAUACUAAUCAAAUAGUGACGGAAAACCGAUGGAAUUUGUGGAAGGAACAAGGGCAUAAGAGAUGUCCUAAGACGCUACUUUUGGUGUAAAUGGAUAUUAUAAAGCAAACACAAGUUUUUCAAUAAAAGGGCAAGAAAUUCUAACGGUGGUAUCCCUUAAAAUACAUGUGGGAAGCAUUAAUUCAUUGGCUGUCUUUUAUAGACAUGGGGGGGUUAAUGAUGCAUGUUGUAGUUAAUGGUGAAUGAUCAUACCAUUCAUUAUAGUUUUUUCUACUCGGACAUCUUAAAGGGAAAGCAUAUACGUAAUUUGCAACAAUGGCUGCUCACGUCGGACUUCGCCGCUUUGGCCUUGGCAAAUUGAUCAGAUACAUCGUGACCGUAUUGGCUCUUGUGACCAUCGUCAGUGAUAAGGUGUCAGGAAAGUUCGUUGAUGAUCGUCUUCGCAGAGUGUUUGGUCGUAUCACUGGGUAUAAGCCUGCGGGAGAUGUUCACAAUUUUCAUGACACUCUCCAGUUCCUCAAGCGCUGGGACUAUGAGGCUCCUGCAGAAGUUAUCGAAAUACUUUUUCCUCUUGACUCUGGCAAGGUUCCUUACAACAGCAUCUUCGAAAUUGCCAGAUUCUAUGCUUCCCAAAUUACUGAAGAGAAAUUUGGAGAGCUCCCAAGAAAAGCGGAGGACAGAGCUGCUUGGGCAGCAUACCAAAAGGCUUUGCUUUACCACAUUGUGGAUGCACUAACCCUUCCUGCCGAAGUUGAAAUUCGCUAAGAUGGUUAGUAAGAACUGCUGGCCAAUGCUUACAAUUGGUAUAUAUCAUAUUUCCAUCUAAAAAUUGAAAACACUUGAAAAUUAAAUGAAGAUUCAUAUUUAAUUUAUCGAAGUAUUA